Molecule: messenger RNA, 3030 nt
Organism: Gallus gallus (chicken)
Lineage: Eukaryota; Metazoa; Chordata; Aves; Galliformes; Phasianidae
Gene: ABHD17B
Product: abhydrolase domain containing 17B
Exons: 4
Coding region: 876-1742 (288 amino acids)
Biological process (GO): protein depalmitoylation
Cellular component (GO): endosome membrane; plasma membrane
Molecular function (GO): palmitoyl-(protein) hydrolase activity
Source: RefSeq, a predicted model, not a curated record
GCCGCGCAGAGCCGCGGGCAGGGCGGGCAGCGCCGUGUGACGCUCCGACCCCGUACUGCUCUGCGCUCCGCGGAGACGGCCGCCCCCAGCGCUUCCUGCGUCCCGCUUGUCUCUUCGGGCCUGCCGCUAGGCUUUGGGUAUGCGAAGUGACUAAACAGAGGCAGAAAGCCUCUGCGCUGCGAUCGAUACACGCCAGUCCUUAUCAGGAGUUUGUGAGGAUAGGAGAGGUGCUCGUUUUGUUGGUUUGCUUGUAACCGGUGUAUUCCGAACUCAAGUUCUGGCCUCAUUAUGCCUCUGUAGGGUUUGGUUGUUACUGCUGCUUGUUUUUCUCGAAUGUAAUUGUUUCGGUAGGUUGGUUGUUUUUGUGUUGCUUGAGAAGUCCUUGAAAGAUUAAUAAGUGACUUCACAGCAUAUCUUGGAUUGUUUAACGCUUCCUCAGUGUUAUUUUCUGGACCUGCUGGGCGUUCAUUCUUAAUAGCACUGUAUGGGAAGGCUAAACUAGUGCAACUUAGGUACACCUAUCUACUUAACGUUUUGUUCCUUUAGGUGUCGAACUGAUACAUGUUAAACUUGUAUUCAAACCUGUCUUUCGGUAACAAUGUACACAAGUGUUAACAUUAACAUUAGAGUUUCAGUAACGGUUUGAACUUUAGUUUUCAGGGCAUUGCCUUCAGCGGAGGGUGAGUGGAAGCUGCACUCAGGACUGCAUAAUGAAAAAAAUGAUUAUUCAUUAAAAAAAAAAAAAACAAAAACAGUGCACCACAAUGUGAAUAUCUUGCCUGCUGCAAAGUUAGAGCACCACUAAGAUUUACAAGCUGACAAAAGUACUUAUGAAUUGACUUUAUUCUUUUGAAUUGUUCCUAUGAUACUAGAAGAUGAAUAAUCUUUCCUUCAGUGAACUAUGCUGCCUGUUCUGUUGUCCACCAUGCCCAGGGAAAAUUGCCUCCAAACUGGCAUUCUUACCUCCUGAUCCCACAUACACCCUGAUGUGUGAUGAAAGUGGUAGUCGCUGGACUUUACAUCUCUCAGAGAGAGCAGACUGGCAGUAUUCGUCGAGAGAAAAAGAUGCCAUUGAGUGUUUCAUGACUAGAACAAGUAAAGGUAACAGGAUUGCCUGUAUGUUUGUGCGUUGCUCACCGAACGCCAAAUAUACUUUGCUCUUCUCGCACGGAAAUGCUGUUGACCUAGGUCAGAUGAGCAGCUUUUACAUAGGACUGGGUUCACGGAUUAAUUGCAACAUAUUCUCAUAUGAUUAUUCUGGAUAUGGUGCAAGUUCUGGGAAGCCAUCAGAAAAGAAUCUGUAUGCUGACAUUGAUGCUGCUUGGGUGGCUCUUAGGACAAGGUAUGGAAUCCGCCCUGAAAAUGUGAUUAUAUAUGGCCAAAGUAUAGGAACAGUACCGUCUGUGGAUCUUGCUGCUAGGUAUGAAAGUGCUGCUGUAAUCCUACAUUCUCCACUGACCUCAGGAAUGCGAGUAGCUUUUCCUGAUACAAAGAAGACCUAUUGUUUUGAUGCAUUCCCGAACAUUGACAAAAUUUCUAAAAUUACAUCUCCUGUGUUAAUUAUCCAUGGGACUGAAGAUGAAGUAAUUGACUUUUCACAUGGCCUAGCCUUAUUUGAACGUUGCCAGAGACCUGUAGAGCCACUGUGGGUAGAAGGAGCAGGCCAUAAUGAUGUGGAGCUCUACGGACAAUAUCUUGAAAGAUUAAAACGGUUUGUGUCGCAGGAACUGGUGAACUUGUAAUUUUCUUUGUAUAUUUACAUGCUUCUUCAUUUCACUGCAGAACUGCACACCUUGAAAAGUACAUAACACAAAACCUGAAGGUUGUGUUUUCAAAUCAUGUUGGUUGCCUUCAUUAAAUGUACAGGUAAUGAUUUGUCAACAUAAUUAGUGAAGGUUUUAAUGCCAGUAUUAUUAACUGGAAUUACAUCAUCAGUCAAGGUUGGCAGUUUGUAUUAAUUUGUGAAGUUUUCUUUAUAGAUUAAAAAAAAACAACACAAGUACUGUAUGAAAUUUUAAUUAUAUAAAAUCAAAUGCUGUAAAAGUGUUGCCAAAUGCUCUAGCAUAUUAAAAACAAGUUUAUAAAUAUUUUUUAAACAUCUCAAAAUGUACUGUGACUUACUGUUUCUCAGAUGUAAAUUUAAAACUAGACUUCUAAGCAGUUGUCCUGUAAAAAUGCAAUAGCCAUGCAAUUUGAGCAAUUAUUCAUGUGUGUAAUAAGAAUGAAACGUCACUGGAAAUGACCUGUGCCCUGUUAUAGAGGGAGGGGAUCAAAUUAGGUCUUUCCAUGUCUUUUUUUAUAUCUUUUAUGCUUAGUUUUACUUCAGUUGUUCUGUUUUGUCCUUGUGCUGUUUUAUAACUUGAAUGGGACAAAUUUACUCAUGCAUCUUCUUAGCUGCCCUAAUCUUGCCAAAAUAAUGUCGAAAUUGUCAUUGUUGCAACUUAAAUAUCAUUACAUGAUUGCUACUGAGGCCACUAAGUACUACUUUGAAAUAAGUAGGACAUUUAGAACCUAGAAAGCUUCAUGGACAAUGUAGUUUUAAACAGUGAUUGUAUAGAGAUGCAGCGUUUCAGUAGGAAGAACCUGGAAGUUUAUUUAACUUUGUAAUAAAAUUUGAAAGUUUGCAGUUUGUCUGUUCAGGCUUACUUUUGGAUGUUUAGUGUAAAAGUUCCUUGGUUUUUAGUAUUGUAUGGAAAUUUUACUUAUUGCUCUCUCCUAGACAAGAGUGGGAGGAGGGGCAAGAAGAAUGUUGACAUUUUCUUAUUAACUCAUACUAAAAUAAACUUUGUAAGUUGCCUUUCCUUGAAUGCAUUUUGCUUGAAUAAAAAUAUGAAAAAAAAAAAACUAUAUGUAGCCUAUUUGUAAACUGGGUAACCCAAAAAUACACACUGUGCUUCUAAUUUUAAGGCCUUAUGUAGUUUAACUGUUCUGCUUGUUUUGUGACUCAGACUAUUGUAUAAUUAAAUGUAGCAUCAAAUAUUGUGAAAACUUUCAGAUGUGUUGAUUUAACAGUAAACAAUAUUCCACAUA